GAAGUGUAGUAUUUUGCUAGCUGAAUAGUAAUUUUGUUCUGUGCGUGUGAGAAAAGGAAGAAAAGAGGGUCGCCUAUAGCGAGGUGCUGCUGGGUUGGAAGAAGGUACUUUUUUUUAUUAUUAUUGUUCGCGCACUCUGCCCGUUUCCACCUCCUUAUCCUGGCGAAAGGUUGAACGGUUAAAAUGGAGGCGGAUAGAUCCGGCGGAGGACCAAACCCGAACUCCGGAGGCGGCAGCGGCAGCGGAGCGGGGCGCAACCCAAACGGGCCCAAAGCAGCACCGGGCCAGGCGACAUCAGCUGCGGCGACCGGGGCGAUGGCGGCAGCGGCGGCGGCGGCAGCGGCCGGGGCCAUGCCCGGAUCGUCGCAGGCUCGGGAGCUACAGGACGGGGACUCGGGCAUGACGCUUCCUGGGAUCCUUCACUUCAUCCAGUACGAGUGGGGACGUUUCCAGGCCGAGAAAUACCGCUGGGAGGCUGAGAGAGACGAACUCAGG
Molecule: messenger RNA, 495 nt
Organism: Plectropomus leopardus (leopard coralgrouper)
Lineage: Eukaryota; Metazoa; Chordata; Actinopteri; Perciformes; Serranidae
Source: RefSeq, a predicted model, not a curated record